GGGCUCGGCCUGAGGUCCCGGCUGCCGCGGCGUCGUCCCCGGCCUUCGCGGGCGGACCUCCCUGCCGCAGCCUCCUCCACCCGGACCCCGUUCCACCCUGAGGCUGCUGCCCCAGAGCUUGGGGGCGCCCACCCUGACCUACCCCAGUUCCCUCGGCGCUGGGCGGCGGGGCCCUUCUCGCGCGGACGCCCCGCUGCAGCCGCCCCUCCGCCGUGCCGCCCCCCGCCCCUCGUGCCCCCUUCCGUACGAAGCUGCCCUCCACCCGCACCCCGAAUCUGGAAUCUCCCACCGGUUACGGGAGUCCAGAGGGUCCCUGCCCACGCACGUCGCCUCCCGGGGCGCGAGCAGGACCCUGCCCCGUCCCCUUCAACACCCUUUUCCCGAGCUCCUUCGGACCCAGGACUCGGCCUGGACACAUCCCAGUCAGGUGGCCUCUGAAGCCCGGUGGAGCUUCAACCCCCUAAGAACAUCAUGGCCAGCCCAAGAACCAGGAAGGUUCUUAAAGAAGUCAGGGUGCAGGAUGAGAACAACGUUUGUUUUGAGUGUGGCGCAUUCAAUCCUCAGUGGGUCAGUGUGACCUACGGCAUCUGGAUCUGCCUGGAGUGCUCGGGGAGACACCGCGGGCUUGGGGUGCACCUCAGCUUUGUGCGCUCUGUUACUAUGGACAAGUGGAAGGACAUUGAGCUUGAGAAGAUGAAAGCUGGUGGGAAUGCUAAGUUCCGAGAGUUCCUGGAGUCUCAGGAGGAUUACGAUCCUUGCUGGUCCUUGCAGGAGAAGUACAACAGCAGAGCCGCGGCCCUCUUUAGGGAUAAGGUGGCCACUCUGGCCAAAGGCAGAGAGUGGUCUCUGGAGUCAUCACCUGCCCAGAACUGGACCCCACCUCAGCCCAGGACGCUGCCGUCCACGGUGCACCGAGCCUCUGGCCAGCCGCAGAGUGUGACUGCCUCCUCGGACAAGGCUUUUGAAGACUGGCUGAAUGAUGACCUCGGCUCCUAUCAAGGGGCCCAGGGGAAUCGCUACGUGGGGUUUGGGAACACGCCACCGCCUCAGAAGAAAGAAGAUGACUUCCUCAACAACGCCAUGUCCUCCCUGUACUCGGGCUGGAGCAGCUUCACCACUGGAGCCAGCCGGUUUGCCUCGGCAGCCAAGGAGGGCGCUACAAAGUUUGGAUCCCAAGCGAGUCAGAAGGCGUCCGAGCUGGGCCACAGCCUGAACGAGAACGUCCUCAAGCCUGCGCAGGAGAAGGUGAAGGAGGGAAAGAUUUUUGAUGAUGUGUCCAGUGGGGUCUCUCAGUUGGCGUCCAAGUGCCAGCACCGUCUUUGCUGCCAUCAGUCCCACUGCUCUGCGGGCCAUUUGGAGCGUGCAUUUUGUCCUGUUUCCUGGCAUGAGGCGCUCUGCGGACAGACGGGGAGGGAAGAGCAGGCCUCGCUCCUCUCCCCCAAGCAUGUGGUGGGAGCUCUUGAGGUCUGUGCACGAGGCUGUCCUCGCUGCCAUGUCCCACACUACCUGGCGCCGCUGCAGAGUGGCCGGGCGCGUCUGUGUCUGUCCAGGGAGUCGGUAGUAAGGGAUGGCGGGACGUCACCACCUUUUUUUCGGGGAAAGCAGAGGGCCCCUUGGACAGCCCCUCGGAGGGCCACAGUUAUCAGAACAGCUGUCCGGACCACUUCCAAAACAGCAACAUAGACCAGAGCUUCUGGGAGACCUUUGGAAGUGCUGAGCCCACCAAGACCCGCAAGUCCCCGAGCAGCGACAGCUGGACGUGCGCGGACACCUCCACCGAGAGGAGGAGCUCGGACAGCUGGGAGGUGUGGGGCUCGGCCUCCACCAACAGGAACAGCAACAGCGACGGCGGGGAGGGCGGGGAGGGCACCAAGAAGGCAGUGCCGCCGGCCGUGCCCACUGAUGAUGGUUGGGACAACCAGAACUGGUAGGGCCCACCGCGCCCCCAUCCCCAGCGCCCCCGGGCGACUUCGUGUUUGCACUCUGCCCUCAUCGUUCCUCCUCCUUCCAUUUGACCCAAGAAUCAGCAACUGCAGUGUGAGGACAGCGUCUCGGGAGGCAGGACCCUAGGGAGACCCGGGUGCGCGCCGCCUGCGCGUGGGGAGUCUCGGUGCGUGGGGGCGGCUUGCUGUCCAGCCUGUGUGGGGGCCGUCCUGUCCCACACUCCCCUGGGCCUUCUUGGACUCAAGGCCGGGGCUCUGCGUGGCUUGCUGGGAGGUGGGCUGCAGCACAGAGGCCUGUGACCGCGUUCCAGCGGCCGGUUCACUACGCAGUGUCUCUGGGGCCUGGGACCAGCCACGUGCCGAGCUGUCAGCGACGUGAGGUGUCCCUUCUCGUUGAGAUAUUUAACUUUGGCUUUGCUCUAGUUCUUUCUUUUUGAAGAGAGUGACUGGAGUGGUAAAGAUGGAAAUGCUGGAAACGAUACUGGCGCUCACGCUGCCAUCCGACCACCCUCGGCUCCCGAGUCCACGCCUGCCUGGGCCUGUGCUGUCAAACCCGCGUCGGUCGUAACCCUCUGUGGCUCCCCUGCAUCAGCACCAUCCCACCACCAAGUUCACCAGGUUCACCAGAGACGGCCUCCACAAUAGCCACACCCACACCUGAGCUGUUCUCAGUGCUGAAACUUGACCAUCCUGGAACACCCUGGAAGAAAAAGGAGCGCAGGGUGGGCCUUCGGCCCUGAUGCAGGAGGGUGCGAUAGCGGACGUGGCCAGGCAGGAGGGGCCGGGUUCAGGAGCUGAGCAGGGGAUGCCUGUGCGUGGUGCCUGGGUCUAGGGAAGCUCCAGCCCCGGGAUGGGGCUGCCCUGCACACCGGUGCCCACCACAUGCCAACCCUCACCUCCCCGAGGACUGGAUGAUGUGCUGCCACGUGUGACUCGUCUCCCUUGUCCGCCCUGUGUGACCCUCAGUCUUGCCAGCCAUGCAUGCGCCCGAAGCUCGUGCAGUUUGUACGUGAGGUGCUCUCUUCCCUGCCACCGUGCUCAUCACUGUGGCUUUGGCCACGCUCCCUGGUCACCCCACUUCCUGGUCGCCGUCUGCAGCGCUCCUGGAGCAGCCUGGGCCCUUCAGCCCCUGUGCUCGUCCCACCCUGGGGACUCAGCCACUUGCAGAACAGGAUGGGACCGAGAUUUCAGCGAGCCCUCCUGGCGCCCGGUCCUCCCUGUGGGCACCAGCCCUCUUGGUAGCUGGUGUGGAGGGCCGGUGUCCUUGGCUGCCACGGAGGGAUUUGAUCACCGAAGCAGCCACCUGCUGUAGUUGGACCUGAGGUCAGAGGUGGGGGAUCAGAGGCUCAAGGUGCUGAGAAGCCACCGGGAAAGCGGCCAGCACAAAGGGCCCAGGAAGCCAGCCCCCGAGAGCUGAGCGUGGGGGUCUUUGCGUGUCUUUCUCCAAGCUGAGACGUGGGCGGCCGCGUGGUAUCUCCCGAGGGCUGCUUGGACCCUGGUGGGCUGAGUGCUCCGAGGAGGGGUGGACUCCACCCUGGACAGUGGGAUGUGUUGUUCCAUGUGCCUGUUUCCACGCCAGCACCUUGACUUGGCAGCAGGGAGCCAAGGUCUGUCCCCACCCAGGAGGGUGCCUUCCUCGGAGGUAGGGGGACGGCCCACUCUGCCCCAGGGAGUCCCUUUUGAUGGGAAGUGCAGUCAGCAGCGUGGAGGUGUCUGGGCCACCUUCAGAAGGUGGAUGUGGUGGCCGAGACCCCGUCCACGGAGGGUGACGGCCUUUCCCUUCCGCAGGUGCGGGCAGGUGGGCCUGGGACCGGUGCUGGGGCCUCUCCUGGCUGUGUGUGAGGGCCCGUGUGGAAGGCGCAGACCUGACAGCAUUCCAAUAAAGCAUACGGGAACAUGCA
This is a messenger RNA of Pan troglodytes (chimpanzee), 3844 nucleotides long. It is a transcript of the gene ARFGAP1, whose product is annotated as ADP ribosylation factor GTPase activating protein 1. Gene Ontology annotation, cellular component: Golgi membrane. Lineage: Eukaryota; Metazoa; Chordata; Mammalia; Primates; Hominidae. The transcript is spliced from 14 exons. Gene Ontology annotation, biological process: regulation of endocytosis; regulation of ARF protein signal transduction. The coding region runs from base 472 to 1683 and encodes 403 amino acids. The record is from RefSeq and is a predicted model, not a curated record. Gene Ontology annotation, molecular function: GTPase activator activity.